Messenger RNA from Hemisphaericaspora subhashii, 2598 nucleotides. RefSeq lists its product as uncharacterized. Bases 1 to 2598 code for a protein of 865 amino acids. Lineage: Eukaryota; Fungi; Ascomycota; Pichiomycetes; Serinales; Debaryomycetaceae. The transcript has a single exon. The record is from RefSeq and is a predicted model, not a curated record.
AUGUCACAGCAACAACAACAACAGCAAGCCAGUACUAAUAACCAAACCACCACAUCAUGGCUACUAUCUCCACUCUGGCCAAGAUCAACAUCAUCGUCAAAAUCACCAACCCCAGAACAACAACAACAACAAGAAUCCAAAUCGCCACCAAUCUCAACCCCGAAACGAAAUAUACAGGGUGGCAAAACAGUACGGCAUAAAACUUCAACUACAUCUUUAGCUUCAAUGACUUCUGGAAAUUGGCUUGGUUGGAGAGGAACCACUGCUACUGGUACUGCGGCUGCAGUUGUUUCAACUUCAGGAACAGUCAAUGAAGAUGAUAGUCAAACAGACAAAGAGCAAGCGAACGAAGCAGACAGUCCAGCCAUACACAAGAAUGAAGCUGGCGUUGGUAUUGUGAAUAGUAAUGUCGAUGAUGAUGAGGAUAUCAUACCUGAUGAUAAUGGGGAUGAAGUUAGUGAACAUGCUAAUAUAAAUAAGAAAACUACAAUUUGGAAUUUUUGGAAUACUAAUUAUCAACAAGGUAGUAAUGAAUCAAUUGAAAGAGGAGGAAGUCCAACUCUGAAUAAUAGUGCCAGCAACGCCACCACCAAGAAAUCAAAAAUAAAAGAAAUAGAUCCUUCCAAUACAAUCCUAAAUUCCACCCAUGAAAUUCCUCCAGAAUUAUCCGACCUUCCAAACAAGAAGAAGCAGAAGAAAAAGGAUGAAAUUAAGGUCGACGAUGCAGUCUUAUAUAAACCACAUGAUAAUGCCGCCCAAUUCCAACAAAUAAACACCCACAAGAAUGAAAACUUACGUGAGAAUAUUAUCGUACCUGAUUGGAAUACUUGUUUACCCCCAAGUCAAGAAUCAUCCAGUAUUGCCAGUCAUUUCUUCUCACUGACAACUUCGAAUGAUGAGAGUGGAACUGGUGGGGUGAUGAAGACGGACUUACGUAAUUGGAGACAAUUAUUAAGUACGAUUUCUAGUAAAUUUGGGUUUAAUUUAAGUUCUAUUCCUACCGAGACGACAACAAAUCUGGAUGGGGAUAAAUUGGAGAAAGAAUUUGGUUCUUUGUAUGAACGAUCAUAUAAGUUGUAUGGGAAAUCAUUGACUGUUUUACCGGAAUAUAAACGUGCUUGUUUGCCUAAUUAUAAUAAAUAUUUCGCGGGUACAACGACCAAUGGUGCUGGAUCUAAUGCUCCUGCUGUUACCGCCGCCGCUGCCGCUGCCGCUGAUGAUGAUGAUGAUGAACCACAUCCUCCACAAGAACCUACUCAAUUAGAAGAAGAUCAUCGAGAAGGAGGCAUAGCCAUAGACAACGACCUCAUGGGCAAUUUAUUAAUAAACCCCAAUGUCCCAUCACACCACGAAAGUCACAUCCCCAGUGAAAUCAUCAAUCAAAAAUCAGGUCCUUUGAAAAAGAUUAAAAAGAUUUUAAUUAUUGGAGUACAUGGAUUUUUCCCCACCAAAAUGAUUCGACCAAUUAUAGGUGCACCCCAGGGUACAUCAUUAAAAUUUGCUAAUGAGGCCGAAAAAGCCAUUAUUCGAUAUUGUAUUGAGAAUCAAUUAAUUUCCGAAAAUGAAUCAAAUGUAAGUAUUCAAAAGAUUGCCCUUGAAAAAGAAGGGAAAAUAUUUGAUCGAGUUGAAUUUUUUAGUCAAAUUUUAGGAGAUUGGCAAAAAGAAUUAAAUCAAGCUGAUUUUAUCUUUAUAGCAUCGCAUUCUCAAGGAUGUGUAGUUUCGAUUAUAUUAUUGGCUCGAUUAAUCAAGAUGGGUAUAUUACGAGAUUCAAUCCAUAAACGAAUUGGAAUUUUGGGUAUGGCUGGGAUUAAUAAUGGACCAUUUUAUGGAGCCGAUAAAUCAUUAUUCAUGAAGGCAUAUUCUGCAAUUGAACAUGAUUCAUUGAUUGAAUUAUUUGAAUUUAAUAAAUUCAAUAGUGAAUUAUCGAUGAUAUAUAAACAAUCUAUGAGGAUAAUUAUAAAUCAUAAUGUGAAAUUAUGUUUUAUUGGUUCGAUAAAUGAUCAAUUAGUGCCCCUUUAUUCGGCAUUAGCUUCUCAUGUAUUCCAUCCGAAUAUUUAUCGGGCAUGUUAUAUUGAUUAUAGUUCGAAUACUCCUCCAUUUGUUCAGAAAUUGGUUUCAUUAUGUUGUCAAUUGUUAAAUAUGGGAUAUUUCGAUAAUAAUGUCUUGAAAGAAUUGAGUAUAUCAUUGGCUGGUCCUUUGACAGGUGGUGGACAUUCUAAAAUAUAUAAUGAUGGGAAAGUAUAUGAUUUAGGAGUGAAGUUUGUAUUAGAUACCGAUGAUAUAAUUAUUCCUCUGAAAGGAAUUGAAGAAGAAUUAAUCCUACCCCAAACUAAUCAAUUAUAUAUUAAAGAAUUUAAUGUGGGGAAAUUAGGUACUAAUCCAUAUAUAUUACCUUGGUGUCUUAGAGGAUUAUUAUUUAAUAUUGAAAAGAAUUGGCCUAAAAGAAAUAUUAAAUGUGAAUAUGAUCAAAAAUGUCAUAAAAAUGGGUAUGAAGAAAUUAAUGAAUUAUAUGAGAUUUUUAAUCAAUGGAAACCCGAGACUAAAUUGUUAAAAGAACUUAAAUUUAGAUUGAAUGGGUUAAGAAUAAGUAAGUUAUAG